AUGGCUUCACUAGGACUAAUUUCUGAUUUUGAAUUGGAAAACAAAAGUCAUUUGGGUUAUAAAGGAAAGGUGCUGAAUAUGAGCAAUGGCGGUGGGAAGACUGGAAGACAGCUUGAGCAGCCUGGCCCAUGGAGGAGGAGGAAAGUGGGUGAUGGGGAUGACUUUGCCAGGGCAAUUGCGAAGAUUGCGGUAGCGCAGGUGUGCGAAAGCGAGGGGUUUCAGGCUUUUCAGCAGUCGGCUCUUGAGGCAUUGUCUGACGUUGUGGCUCGGUACAUUUUUAACGUUGGGAAAUCGGCACAUUGCCAUGCUAAUCUUGCAGGAAGAACUGAAUGCCAUGCUUUUGAUGUCAUUCAAGGGUUGGAAGAUAUGGGAUCAGUCCAGGGAUUUGCAGGUGCUUCUGAGGUGGAUCAUUGCCUUGAAAGUUCAGGUGUUAUUAGGGAAAUUUUUCAUUUUGUUAACGAGGGUGAACCGGUUGUGUUUGCGCAUCCCAUUCCUCGGUUUCCAGUUGUGAAGGAACGGGUGCUUAAUCCAAGCUUUUUGCAAAAAGGAGAAGAACCUCCCGGCGAUCAUAUUCCUGCUUGGUUGCCUGCCUUCCCUGAUCCGCAAAAUUAUUCACAGCCACCAGUGGUGAAUGGAAGGGGCACAGAACCUCGUGCAGUAAAAUUUGAGCAAGAAAGAGAGAACGGCAAGGGGGAGUGGCCUGUGUUGAAUUUGAAGCAGCAGAUGGUCUCAAAUAUGUUUGAAAAGUCUGCCUUGGACCCUGCAGAUACUAAGGCAAAACGAAUAGCAGCAGAAGGUAACCCAUUCCUUGCUGCUCCUUUGAAAAUUGAGGACAAGGAAAUUGCAUCUGUUCCCCCUGCAGCCAAGCUUUUCAAUGAUGUAGUUCUGGAUUAUCCUGUGGUUGAAAAUUUCGUUGAAAAUGAACCAAUUUCAGCUUUGGAGACAUUUGCUCCUGCAAUUGAAGCAAUGAAAAGCACAUGCUGUGAUUCUAAGGAAGGCCAGACAAAAAGUUUUGUGAAUGAGAAGCCUAUUGUGCGUUUUAAGAUUGGGAUCAAAAACAAAUUAUUAGGAAGGUCCAUUGGUUUGAUCCCACAAACAGAGGAGCAUAACAAGACUUUGCCAUGGUUUGCGAUGGAAGAUGAGAAGGAUGACAGGAAAAGGAGGGCAGAGAAAAUUCUAAGGGAAUCCUUGGAAAACCCAGAUCAGCUUGUUCAGUUGUAAACUAGAUUUUUCUUUAACUAGAAUCUGUAUACUUGAUCAGGAGAAUGUCAGGAUAGCUAGUUCUGGGAUAUUCAAAUCUUGGUAACUGUCUGGUUAGGAUGGAUAUUACUAUUUUGCUCUGACAUGUUCUCACUUUAACAAUCUUUCAGGUAUGUGCAUGUCAAUUGUUUGGUAGAUCAAUUUAUGAUUCUUUUUAUUGAAGUCCUUUCGAUCUGUAUGAUCUUAUGCUAAAUAUAGCAUACGAAAACAUCUCAACUUCUGACUUGUGGCAGUUAUUCUAAAUUGUGUACUCUACCCUUUUACUUCGUAGUCAGUGCUACAUCCACAGCUAAAUUCCCACAAAAAAUACAAUCACAUUCCUUUAUGGUUAACUACAAACUGGCGGUGGCACCCUGCUGUUUCAAAUCACGUGUUAUAGCUAAUAGUUCAGUGGACAAUGCAUAAGAUUCGUUUAAUAGUUACUCAUAUUUAUCCUCUGCACAUUGUCAUUGUAGCAUGUUCAUGUAUUAACAAGUAGUAUCUCAGCUUCAUGCCUAAAAUGUACAGGGAGAACUAUUUUUCUAGUAUAUAAGUGUUGUAUUUUCCCUUUUUUCUUGUUAGCAUUUUCUGUGUAUCAUCUUGAAAAGCUACAGUUUUUCUUGUACAAAGAGAUUGACUUUUGCACUACCAAUUUAUCUGCAUUUUACAUAUUUUAAUCCAUUUUUCCUUGUUUUAAA
Messenger RNA from Vigna radiata var. radiata (mung bean), 1937 nucleotides. RefSeq names its product transcription initiation factor TFIID subunit 8. Gene Ontology annotation, cellular component: transcription factor TFIID complex. Gene Ontology annotation, molecular function: protein heterodimerization activity. The transcript has 2 exons. The coding region runs from base 1 to 1221 and encodes 406 amino acids. NCBI's taxonomy places the organism in Eukaryota, Viridiplantae, Streptophyta, Magnoliopsida, Fabales, Fabaceae. The record is from RefSeq and is a predicted model, not a curated record.